AAUAAACUUGAUUAUAUCUUAAAAAGAAAUUACCGGUGGAUAAUAACACACUGGCUAGUCAAUUUCAUCACAGUACUUACACUGUAUUAAAUCAAUGCAUUCACCAGGAAAUAUUGUUUUAAUUUUACAGAGUUGUCUUUUAGUCUUUGUGAACUCCAGUGAACACAUAUCCACCUUAGCAAUACCAUCAUUGAUGUUGUCAUCAAGUGGUGGAGAGACAGAAAGUGAAAGGGAAGAAAUGAAUGAAUUUAUCAAAAAUUAUACAACUGUACACAAUGAUGACAGGAUAACUAUUGAACAUCUUAUAUCCCAAUUUAUUGAUCUACGCCAACUGAAUGCAUUGGAUAAAGAACAAAGCUCUAAUGAUGAGGCUGGAUCUAAUGACAACAGAAAUACUAACAAUGUUAUAUCAUUAGUUAAUCGUGGAUUAUUAUGUCGAAAAUUAUUAACUGAAUCGCUAAAAAAUGAUUCAGUUAAAGAAGAAGCCUUUUUUAAGCUAUUGAACAUUGAAAAUUCCCCCUUGUUGAAUGAUUCAACAGUGAAACACAAUAAGACAACAACACUGAUUAAUCAUCUAUGCUUUCUUGAGAGUAGUCAGUAUUUCGGACAAUAUUAUUUUACUCAAUGGUCUAAUUCUACAGAAAGAUAUCUAUUAAAAACUAUUCUAAAGGAUACACUUAUUCCAUUGAUAAAUGUUUUAAAUAUUCUAACAAUGAUUUGUUUAAAUUGUCCAGUUUAUAGUGCGCUGAGUCGUAAGAAUAAACAAAUCUCUGUCUGGUUUUUAUUGGCGGCCUAUUCAAUUUUAAAGACAUUGCAUAUAUUUAUAUCAGAUUUACCGAAAUUAAUAGUCAAUUUAUUAAUACUGUAUGGUAAUUAUAUGACAGAGCAGACAGAUUUUAACAGAGAUACUACUACUACACAAAAGAAUAUAGGCGGUAACAAUGUGAGUAGUUAUCAGACAAGUGGUAUUGCUAGUAUUAACGGUAAACUGAAAAAUUUCCAUGGAAUACAAAAUCUGGGCCUUAUUCCAUGCUCAAUAUUUACAUUUUUAGAAUGCGUCCUUGAGUAUACACCCAACUGGAUUAUGGUGAUUUUAGUCUGGGAACAAAUUGUACGAUUUAUUGUUAUAAAGCGGAAUUCUUCAAGCUCUGCACUACCAAAUGAAACUUAUUGUCCCUUGUAUGCUUAUCAUGUAGAUAGAAAAUGUAGACAGAAGUCAAGCGUGAGUUUUAAUUCACAAAUAACUCAACAAUCUAGUGACUUUAUGUAUCGUAUCAGAGCGGAUAAAUGUCAGGAAUGUGUGAAUGAUGAAAUAGUGGAAAGGGGGGAUUUGUCGACAACAUCUCAGCAACAACAACAACAAAGACAACAACAACGACAGUGUGAUGAGAGCUAUUCACAAUCGGUUACAUUGAAUAAUGUGUGUAAUAAGGGAAAGUUAUCAAAUUGUAGCUCAAAUUUCAGAGUAACGCAUUACGCCAAUAGUCAUUAUCAGACGCAUACCAAUGUGAACACAGAUUCUGUGAUAGAUGGUGGACUUACCAUAUUUGGUGCAAAAUUAAUUACAAUUACAAUAAUUGUCUUACAAGUAUUUUUAAAUGUUCAUUCAAUAUGGCUGCAUCAUUAUUCAAAUGGAAAGUGUGAAAUUGAUUUGGAAAAGCAUUCACCAAUUUUCACCUACGUUUAUCCGUAUCUGUUAAGGGUGAUUCACUGUUCAGUCCCAAAUUUUGGAUGCUUCAUUGGAGUAAUUGUCUAUACAGUCUACUAUUUCAAGAAUCGCGGAAGAAAUAAAUCUCAACCGGCUAACAUCCUACCAAAAGUUAAAUAUGAUUCAAUAGAUUUAAAAGGCCGCAGUGUUUCAAAUGACGGGGAUUGUGACGAGUUGAUUACAAUUCAAUUGGAAGAUAAUUCACUUACCAAGUUAACACCAACUGGUACACCUUCCAUUUACAAAAAGUCAGAAUAUAAUAGAAUGUUCAGAGUGGUUAGAAUAAAAGAUUGUUCUAUCCUCCUCUCGUGUUCAUUGUCACCCAGACAAAGCCGAGUAUAUGCAGCACAAAUGACUCCUGCCUCUGUGAAUUCAGGUAACUGUGACAGUAGCCAUAAACAGCAACAGCAACAAAAGAAGCAACAGAAAGGAAGUAAACUGCUAAAGCAUUCCAUUUCCUUUUGGAGUAAAACCAUGGCGACGACGGCAACCACCACCUCCUCGCUCCUCGAACUCCUCCACUUGCUCAUUACUAAAGUCAGUCAACACUGGCCGGUACUUAG
Molecule: messenger RNA, 2271 nt
Organism: Trichobilharzia szidati
Lineage: Eukaryota; Metazoa; Platyhelminthes; Trematoda; Strigeidida; Schistosomatidae
Source: the annotation of a GenBank genome assembly